This is a messenger RNA of Electrophorus electricus (electric eel), 2116 nucleotides long. Lineage: Eukaryota; Metazoa; Chordata; Actinopteri; Gymnotiformes; Gymnotidae. The record is from RefSeq and is a predicted model, not a curated record.
AUGCCUUCUUUUCCCCCUCAGCCUAAACUCUACUUUUCCAUCAUUGAUGAUGUGAUUGAGAGUAUCAGAGAGCUUUUUCUCGAUGAAGGGGUACCGGAGGGAGUACUGGAUGACUUGAGGCAGCUUUGGGAGUCAAAGGUGUUGCAGUCCAGAGCUGUGGAAGGCUUUGCAAAAGACAACCUCAAUCCCUCAAAUUUUGUUCUGCAGCUUCCAGCAAAUUAUCCUCAGACUCUUCAUAAACCCACAGCUUCUGUCGUCAUUCCUGCUGGGCGGCAUGCACAGAGUUUUACAGCAAAAGCAAGCAACACUGGCACUAUUGCAACAUUUUCUCUACCACCCGGAGUUACCUAUCCUGUUCAGAUACCAGCAGGAGUGACCCUACAGACUGCCUCAGGCCAUUUGUACAAGGUCAACGUUCCUGUAAUGGUGACCCAGGCUCCAGAGUGUCAGCGUAUCCCUCCCCAAACGAAUCAGUCCCUUAUCGAGCAGAGAAAUCGACCCCCUACUGUCAUUCAUAAAAUCCCUGCCCAGGUGACUGCUCCAGGUCCUCAAAUCCUGCCUGUUCCGCAAGCCUCCAAACCAGUCCUACCACCACAGGAUCAGACACAGAACCGACUCACCCAGCAACCAAAGAUCCCUGUGGAGCAAAGUACCCAAGCCCUGGUCCCUGUUACCCCAGACACUUCUACUUUGCACCAGCCUUCGCAGUCUGCCCUAGAAAGCUCCAUCGAGUUCACCCUGGACGGCAUCGAGUUCAGCCCUCAGCCCCUGGACAUGAGUGUGUCUUCACCCUUCUCCAUGCAGCAGCAGCCUAGAGGUCUGCAGGGAGAGUUGCCUCACAUGCAGAUGCUGGAGUUCGGAGCCAGCGUGCAGGACAUGGUGGAGAGAGCUGUUAAAAUAGGGGAGGAAUCUGGAGCCCUGAGCAACACUGCUGACACCAUGAGUCUUCUGCCAGACUUGGACAGAAUGCCUGACAGUGCAGGCAAGCUCGAAGGGCUCCUGAUGGACUACAACUUCAAUGAGCUGGACGACAUAGUUCAGCUUGACGGCACGGGUGACAGCAGCUCCGAAGUGGGAGACGAAGAGCGCGAGCAGCAACGGCGGGAGGAGGAGGAGGAGGACCAAGGAGCUGUCGGAGAGAAUGAAUUUCUGGGCAUGAUCAAUGCGGAGGCCCUGAAAGCUCUUCAGGGGGCUGGGGAGAGCAGCAGCAGCUGUCCCAGCAGUGACGGCGAUGAGCCUGAUCUGGAGGAGGUGGAGGAGGAGGAUCCACUGAACUCUGGUGAUGAUGUGAGUGAGCAGGAUAUUCCAGAGAUCUUUGACACUGAGAACGUCAUUGUUUGUCAGUAUGAUAAGAUUCAUCGCAGUAAAAACAGAUGGAAGUUUUAUCUGAAAGACGGUGUGAUGUGCUACAGUGGUAAGGACUAUGUUUUUUCCAAAGCCGUUGGUGAGGCUGAGUGGUGAGAUGAGGGGGUGUUAAAACUUGAGCCCAGUAAAGAGAACUGUCGUGAACACGAGUGGGGAAAAUACUACGCACAAUUUUCUUUAAGUGUGGAGAAUUUUCUUAUUAGCUAAUGCUGCAUUUGCUUUGGAUAUCUUUAUUUUGGUUAGUUGGUUUGUUUGUGUCUGCAUAGUUAAAAUUGCAGAAUAUAAAGCCAGUCCCACAAGAACUCUUGUUGGUUCUUGGGUAUGUGAUGUAACUCUGGAUUUUUGCGUUUCCAGUCUAAAAAUCCUUUUUGUGUUUCAAGGGGUAGAUCAUAAAGGUUGUGGUUUAUGUUGAACAUGAUAAGAGUAUCAUUAUUAUUUAAUUCUUCCUUCUUGCUUACUGUGUGUAUAAAACCCACUGAAAGCAAAACUAUACUUGUGUAUGUGUUGUAUCUAGUUUUGGAUUUCUAUAUACAACUACUUUUUGUUAAAAAGGAACUUGUUCUGCGGUUCUGUACUAAAGUCGAUGCUUUUGUAUGUUCUGCAUCUUUUGGCAUAACUGUUGGAAUAUAAAGCUAUAUUAUUUGCAUACUAGCAAACAUGGGAUUUAGCAAGUGUAAAUAAAAUGUAUGAAUGGAGCACACUAUGGUGUAUGCUGUAACUGUGCACAGACAAACAAUAGUUGCUUCAUGAA